ACCUGAUGGCUAAAAGAAAGGAAGAAAAUUUUUUCUCUCCUGAAAAUGCCAAAAGACCAAGACAAGAAGAGUUGGACGAUUUUGAUAAAGAUGAAUGUGACGAAGAUGAAUGUACAGUUUCUUUCACUAAUGGUACCUCUACUUUGACAGCAGCAGAAGUUGGAAUAAUUGAGAGUAUUCAGCUCAAAAACUUCAUGUGUCAUUCGAUGCUUGGACCCUUUAAGUUUGGUUCUAAUGUCAACUUUGUUGUUGGCAAUAAUGGAAGUGGCAAGAGUGCGGUGCUCACAGCUCUCAUAGUGGGUCUUGGUGGAAAAGCUGUCACUACUAAUCGAGGAUCUUCUUUAAAAGGUUUUGUGAAGGAUGGACAGAACUCAGCAGAUAUCUCAAUAACAUUAAGGAACAGAGGGGAUGAUGCCUACAGAGGAAAUGUGUACGGCGACACUAUUAUUGUGCAACAGCACAUCAGCAUGGAUGGAAGUCGAUCUUACAAACUGAAGAGUGCAACAGGUGCUGUGGUUUCUACUAAGAAAGAAGAACUGAUUGGAAUUCUUGAUCAUUUUAACAUUCAGGUAGAUAAUCCGGUUUCUGUUUUAACACAAGAGAUGAGCAAGCAGUUCUUGCAGUCUAAAAAUGAGGGAGACAAGUACAAAUUCUUUAUGAAAGCAACCCAACUUGAACAAAUGAAGGAAGACUAUUCAUACAUUAUGGAAACAAAAGAAAGAACAAAAGAGCAGAUAAAUCAAGGAGAAGAGCGACUUGGUGAACUAAAGCGCCAGUGUUUGGAGAAAGAAGAACGUUUUCAAAAUAUCGCUGGCUUAAGUACAAUGAAGACCAACCUGGAAUACCUGAAACAUGAGAUGGCUUGGGCAGUGGUCAAUGAAAUUGAAAAGCAAUUGAAUGCUAUCCGAGAUAACAUCAAAAUUGGAGAAGAUCGUGCUGCUAGACUUGAGAGGAAAACAGAGGAGCAGCAGGUCAGACUUAAUGAAGCAGAAAAAAAAUACAAAGACAUUCAAGAUAAACUAGAAAGGAUUAGUCAAGAGACACAUGCACGAGCGCCAGAAUGUAUGGCACUGAGAGCAGAUCUUACUUCUAAGAAAAGGGCGUAUAAUGAAGCUGAGGUUUUGUAUAAUCGUUCCCUAAAUGAGUAUAAAGCGUUAAAGAAAGAUGAUGAGCAGCUUUGCAGAAGAAUUGAAGAACUGAGAAAAAGUGCCGAUCAGUCUUUGGAACCUGAACGGUUGGAAAGGCAAAAAAAAAUAUCUUGGUUAAAAGAGAGAGUAAAGGCCUUACAAGAUCAAGAAAGUUCAGUCAAUCAAGAGAUCGAACAAUUUCAGCAAGCCAUAGAAAAAGACAAAGAAGAACAUACCAGGAUUAAGAGAGAAGAGUUAGAUGUGAAGACUGCACUGAACUUUAACCAGAGGCAACUGAAAGAAUUGAAAGAUAGUAAAACUGAUCGACUCAAAAGAUUUGGCCCUCAUGUUCCAGCUCUUCUUGAAGCCAUAGAUGAUGCCUACAGACGGGGGCACUUUAACUAUAAACCUGUAGGCCCAUUAGGAGCUUGCAUUCAUCUUCGGGACCCUGAGCUUGCUUUGGCUAUUGAAUCUUGCUUAAAAGGACUUCUUCAAGCCUAUUGUUGCCAUAACCAUGCUGAUGAAAGAGUGCUUCAGGCACUGAUGAAAAAGUUUUAUCCACCAGGGACCUCACGGCCACAGAUAAUAGUUUCUGAGUUUCGGAAUGAGAUGUAUGAUGUAAGACACAGAGCUGCAUAUCAUCCAGAGUACCCAACAGUUCUGACAGCGUUAGAAAUAGAUAAUGCAGUUGUUGCAAAUAGCCUGAUUGACAUGAGAAGCAUAGAGACAGUGCUGCUAAUCAAAAAUAAUUCUGUAGCUCGUGCAGUGAUGCAAUCCCAAAAGCCACCCAAGAAUUGUAGAGAAGCUUUUACUGCUGAUGGUGAUCAGGUUUUUGCAGGACGUUAUUAUUCAUCUGAAUAUACAAGACCUAAGUUUCUAAGCAGAGAUGUGGAUUCUGAAAUAAGUGACUUGGAGGAUGAAAUUGAAAAUAAGAAAGCCCAGAUAUUAAAUCUUCAGCAACAUCUGUCUGCCCUUGAAAAGGAUAUUAAAUGCAAUGAAGAACUUCUCAGAAGGUACCAACUGCAUUAUAAAGAGUUAAAGAUGAAAAUAAGGAAAAGUAUUUCUGAAAUUCGGGAACUUGAGAAUAUAGAAGAACACCAGUCUGUAGAUAUUGCAACCUUGGAAGAUGAAGCUCAAGAAAAUAAAGUCAAGAUGAAAAUGGUUGAGAAAAAUAUGGAACAACAAAAAGAAAAUAUGGAACAUCUUAAAAGCCUGAAAGUAGAAGCAGAAAACAAGUAUGAUGAAAUUAAACAGAAAAUUAAUCAGCUCUCAGAGCAAGCAGACCCACUUAAGGAUGAAUUAAACCUUGCUGAUUCUGAAGUGGAUAACCAAAAACGAGGAAAACGGCAUUAUGAAGACAAGCAGAAGGAACACUUGGAUACUUUAAAUAAAAAGAAACGAGAACUAGAUAUGAAAGAAAAAGAGCUAGAGGAGAAAAUGUCACAAGCAAGACAAAUCUGUCCAGAGCGGAUAGAAGUAAAAAAAUCUGCCUCAAUUCUAGACAAAGAAAUUAAUAGAUUAAGACAGAAGAUACAGGCAGAACAUGCUAGUUAUGGAGAUCGAGAGGAAAUAAUGAAGCAGUAUCAAGAGGCAAGAGAAAGCUAUCUUGAUUUGGAUAGCAAAGUAAAGACUUUAAAAAGGUUUAUUAAAUUACUGGAAGAAAUAAUGAUCCAUAGAUAUAAAACAUAUCAACAAUUUAGAAGGUGUUUGACUUUACGAUGUAAAUUGUACUUUGACAACUUAUUAUCUCAGCGGGCCUAUUGUGGAAAAAUGAAUUUUGACCACAAGAAUGAAACCCUUACUAUAUCAGUUCAGCCUGGAGAAGGAAACAAAGCUGCUUUCAAUGACAUGCGGGCCUUAUCUGGCGGUGAACGUUCUUUUUCCACGGUUUGCUUCAUUCUUUCUCUGUGGUCCAUCGCUGAAUCUCCUUUCAGAUGCCUGGAUGAGUUUGAUGUCUACAUGGAUAUGGUUAACCGGAGGAUUGCAAUGGACAUGAUACUCAAGAUGGCGGAUUCCCAGCGCUUCAGACAGUUUAUCCUGCUUACCCCUCAAAGCAUGAGUUCACUUCCAUCAAGUAAACUGAUUAGAAUUCUUCGAAUGUCUGAUCCUGAAAGAGGACAAACUACAUUGCCUUUCCGACCUAUAUCUCAAGAAGACGACGACGACCGGAGUUGAUUUGUGACUUAAUAUGCCAUGUCCUCAUGUUGAAAGACAUGUAAAGGGAAAAAACGUCCAGGACUAUUUAAAGUAAAAUGAAACAAGGUAUCCUAAAAUAAAAGAAACUCCUUUAUGUAUCUGACAUUAUGUAUUACAAAACAUGUAAAUAAGCCUAGAAGACCAGCCACAACCAGCAAUUUAAAAUUACAGUUAUUUUACUUUGAGAAAAUCCAAUUUCAUAGUACUGGUUUUAAAUCUUUUUGUGUUUUAUUUUAACCAUCUACUUUUAUAGAUUCUUUUUCAGAAGUUUCAAAUUUUGUACAUAUGUACAUAUACAUAUCUGUUAAGUUUGGGUUCAUUUCUAUAGUAUUUUGUAAGAAUUAAAAUAAACAUUUGAGCAUCUGGUUAUAUUUAGUUUUGCUUUUCCAGGAUAUUACAUUAUUCUCAUGGAAGGGGGUAGGGCUGUGGUCAGGGACCAGCGUCCAGUAGAUUUAUUGUCUGUUUUGUGCAUAUUAACGAGGAAAGACCUACAUAGGACCAUAGAAACCUUGGUGACACCCUCUGCAUAGGUCACUGUUAAUCCUGGAGCUGCGACUACAGAUCUGGACUAUAGUUUUAAUUACUGUGUUUCAUCACAUUUAAGAUGCUAUUAAGGCACUUUCUCGGAGCACUAAAGCACUGCCAACUCUGACACAGUGCCUUUCCCUCAGUCCUUGACCAUCAGCCAUCCAGCUAAAUGUCCAAUCUGUGUCAGAAGUGAAGUUGCUCAGUCGUGUCCAACUCUUUGCGACCCCAUGGACUGUAGCCUAUCAGGCUCCUCCGUCCAUGGGAUUUUCCAGGCAAGAGUGCUGGAGUGGAUUGCCAUUUCCUUCUCCAGGGGAUCUUCCCGACCCAGGAAUCAAACCCGGAUCUCCCGCGUUGCAGGCAGACGCUUUACCGUCUGAGCCACCAGGGAAGCCCCAAACCGGGUUACAACCCACUUGUGCACCCUGACCUCCAGUGUGCUUGCUUUCUUUAGAGUCCCUCGGUUUGCAGUCCAAAGCCUCUCGAGCUCUGGCUCAGCUGAGAGGACGCAGGUCAGAGGGACUCUGCAGACUAGGCUGAGAAGAAGGGCUGGGGAAACAGCCUCAGGCAGCUCCCCCUGGAGCAGAGAAGCGACCAAAGUCAAUGGCCAGGCUGCUGGGGGCGGGGUGGGGUAGAGCAGCUGUCAGUUGUGAGACACAUCCUGAUUUAGAGUUGUUAAGAAGUGUGCUGCUUAGAAUGAUAAAAUAACAGCCUGUUGUAAGCAAUUGUGUUUAUGAAUGCUUUUUUUUUUUUUAAGAAAACAUGAGUAGAACUCCUGUUUGUAUUCUCAUGUUUGAUACUAGGAUUAGUGCUAACCUUUUUAAAAAGAUGUGCAUAUCCAACAAGAAUUCCCUCUAUUGCUAGCAGUAAAUAUUUAUGAAGUUGAAGUAUUUUAAGAAGAAGGCAAUAUUUUAAAAGCAGCGACACUUCUGUAGUUACUGAGAAAAUUUGGAUUUUGUUUUGGGUGAGGGGAGGGAGUCGAAUUUUGUCCUAAGCAGAGAUCAGUUGGUAAAUGAGACGUUCAAAACUGUGCUUUUGUAAUCUAAGAAUUUGCAGAAGGAGGAAACAUGCUGAAUGUUUUAAACAUCCCCCCACUACCAAGACAAAGUCUGAUUUUUUUUUAAAGUUACAUUUAUAAUUCAUUUGUAUCAAAACUAUUUUAACAUACAUGUGCUUUUUCAAAUAAAAAAAAGUAGAAUAUACCAAAUGCAUAAACUUUUAUCAGCUACA
Capra hircus (goat) is the source of this 5078-nucleotide messenger RNA. RefSeq names its product structural maintenance of chromosomes 6 (gene SMC6). Gene Ontology annotation, biological process: double-strand break repair via homologous recombination. The transcript has 26 exons. The record is from RefSeq and is a predicted model, not a curated record. Lineage: Eukaryota; Metazoa; Chordata; Mammalia; Artiodactyla; Bovidae. Gene Ontology annotation, molecular function: damaged DNA binding; single-stranded DNA binding. Gene Ontology annotation, cellular component: nucleus; Smc5-Smc6 complex; site of double-strand break. The coding region runs from base 6 to 3302 and encodes 1098 amino acids.